UCCACAAUAUUUUUUUUUUUUUAAAAAAAAACCACAUUAACCCAAACUAUUUUUUUUUUUUUUAAAUAAAAAUAAAAAUAAAAAUAAUGGCAAUCAUAUCAGGAAUUUCCAAUAUAAAUUCCUUGCCCACCAAGUACCAUCAUCUCCAAACCUUCUUCUCUUCACUCCGUAGGCUAAAACCCUUGUUUCUUUCCAAACUCUCUCUCAACCAUGUUGGACACAACCAUGUUCGCAAACACGAACAUCAAGACCGACACCAUCGUCUCCACGGCCAUGUCCAUCGCCGCCACCGCCGUCUUCAUCCGCACCUUCGCCACCGAUCUCAUCCCUGACACUCUCUACUCCUACGUCUCCACUCUCUUCACCCGUCUCUCCUCCCAAAUCACCAUCACUAUCGAUGAGUUCGAUAACCGCCUCCCUAAUCACCUCUUCCGCGCCGCCGAGACCUAUCUCGGCGCCAUGGCAUCGUCCUCCGCCCGUAACCUCCGUGCAGCCAAACAAGAUGACGAGAACGCCAUUAACAUCUCCAUUGAUCGUGGUGAACAAGUCGUCGACCGUUUCCUCGGCUUCACUUUCACUUGGCGCCUCGUAUCGCGGGAAUCUAACAAGCAGGUUGUUAAUUACCGCCGUAACCACUACAAAGAGGUCAGCACGCCGUCCGAAGCCCGGUCGUUUCAGCUCUCGUUUCACAAGAGGAACAAGGAGCUCGCUGUCAGCGCUUACUUGCCGCAUGUAAUCACCCAAGCGAAAACCAUCAAAGAUGGAGCUAAAACUUUGAAGCUUUACACCAACGAUGACUGUGCUUGGAGUGCGUCGAACCUUCGGCAUCCGGCGACGUUUGCGACGCUUGCCAUGGAGCCGGCGUUGAAGAAAGCUAUUGUGGAGGAUCUUGAGAGGUUUGUGAAGAGGAAAGAGUAUUAUAAGAGGGUUGGGAAAGCUUGGAAGCGUGGAUACUUGCUUUACGGACCGCCGGGGACGGGGAAGUCGAGCUUGGUUGCGGCAAUGGCGGAGUUCCUCAAGUUUGAUGUGUAUGAUUUGGAGUUGAAUGGAGUGAGUAGCAACUCCGGGCUUCGAACAUUGCUAGCGGCAAUGGAGAACCAAUCAAUUCUAGUUGUUGAGGAUAUUGAUUGCUCAAUGGAGCUACAAAGAAGAGAAGCUGCAGAUGAAGAGAAGGUGACACUCUCAGGAAUGCUGAAUCUUGUGGAUGGCCUGUGGUCUAGCUCUGCAGAGGAGAAGAUCAUAGUCUUCACAACAAACCAUAAAGAAAGGCUUGACCCUGCUUUGCUCCGACCUGGGAGGAUGGACAUGCAUAUACAUAUGGGUUAUUGUACCGCGGCUGGGUUUAGAAUCUUGGUUUCAAAUUACCAUGGUGUCGAUGAGCAUCCACUCUUUGGGAAGAUUGAUCAGUUGAUUGGAGAGGUGGAGGUUAGCCCGGCGGAAGUUGCUGAGGAGUUGAUGAAGAGUGAUGAUGUUAAUGUUGCGCUCCGAGGGCUUGUCAACCUGUUACAUGUAAAGAAGAACUCGGCAUGAUGAACUUUCACAUUCAUAGAUUUUAGGGAAAUAAAGCAAAAUACAAGGGAACUUGCCUUAGUUUUUUGUUUUUUUUUUCUGUCUCUGGAAUUUAAGCCACCUGAAGGCAUUUUAUUCUGUACUAACAUGAAGAGAAAUAAAUGUUAAGAAUUACUAAAA
This is a messenger RNA of Dioscorea cayenensis subsp. rotundata (Guinea yam), 1689 nucleotides long. Its product is annotated as protein HYPER-SENSITIVITY-RELATED 4-like. The coding region runs from base 211 to 1530 and encodes 439 amino acids. The transcript has 2 exons. Gene Ontology annotation, molecular function: ATP binding; ATP hydrolysis activity. Lineage: Eukaryota; Viridiplantae; Streptophyta; Magnoliopsida; Dioscoreales; Dioscoreaceae. The record is from RefSeq and is a predicted model, not a curated record.